AUGACUUACGAUGGAGAGAGGAACAUGACCAACAGUGCAGCUGUGAAGGAGGCUGCAAAAGCUGUCAAAACUGCAAUGACACUUGCUGCAAAGCACAUCGCAGAUGCUCAAAAAGCAGCUAAGCGCGAGCUGGUGUUGGCUCGCAAGGCUGAAGAAGCAGCUGCCAAGAAAGCUGCAGUCAAGGCAAAGUGUUCUGCAGCAGCUGCCAAGCAAGCAGAUGCAGAAGAGAAGGAACAUGUUGCACAAGAGCGCAAAAUUGCAGCGCGAGCAGAGAAAGAACGCAAGCAGCUGGAGAAAGCAUCAAAAACCAUUUGUCAACAACAUGUGGAAAGUGAAAAUGAAGAUUCACUUAAUCACAGCUCAGAAAAUCUCAACCUUGUCAAUGAUAACACCCUCGAACCUCUUCAGCCCUCAAAUAUCUGUCCUCGCCCUCGUCCUCGACCCAUCCUGCACCGAGUGAACAACCCAUUACCUGAUUUGCAACUCCAUGUCCAGAGGCCCAUCAAUGUCCAGAACAGUGUCCUUGAUGGUGAGGAUGAUGUUCAUGCUGCAGCUGCAGCCAAUGCAGACUCUGUCGUCGUUGAUAAAGGGCAGCCUGUGCGACAACGCACAAAACCUUGA
Molecule: messenger RNA, 621 nt
Organism: Suillus bovinus
Lineage: Eukaryota; Fungi; Basidiomycota; Agaricomycetes; Boletales; Suillaceae
Exons: 1
Coding region: 1-621 (206 amino acids)
Source: RefSeq, a predicted model, not a curated record